This is a messenger RNA of Fusarium tjaetaba, 1503 nucleotides long. RefSeq lists its product as uncharacterized. The transcript is spliced from 4 exons. NCBI's taxonomy places the organism in Eukaryota, Fungi, Ascomycota, Sordariomycetes, Hypocreales, Nectriaceae. The record is from RefSeq and is a predicted model, not a curated record. The coding region runs from base 1 to 1503 and encodes 500 amino acids.
AUGUCCGCUUGUCCUUCACUUGUUCCUGCUGCUAGAGCAAUUCUCUUCUCCCUUGACUUACAACUUUGCAGACUUUUCAUCAUAGUGUUGACAAUCUCUGAUACUAAGCAGCAGGAUUCGCUGCACAUCUUCACUUCCCCUGGCCAUCAAGUUCCCCUACGUAACGAGCGAGCCCCGUCGGCUUCAGGAGAAUCCACGGACAAUGCCAUAUGGAUCUCCGAUGAUGACUCCUCUGACACAGAAGAUGAGGACGACGUUGAGAAUCAUGAUCUCAACGGGUCGCAAUCAGGCUACACAACACCUACAACGGCUAGCGUCGUAGAUCAUUUGAAUAGUAUGUACACCAAACACAGUGAGACUGAGUCUGAUGCUGCCAUGGUCUUGUCUAGUGAUCCCGAAUCGAACCAGCAAGCCCUCCCUCCGACGACUUACACACCCACUGGAGACACAACGGCUGGUGCAGAUACUGACUCUGACAUCUUGUUAAUUGGACCUGAAACCCAGGCAUGCCUGGGUGCAUCAGACGGAGAGCUUGUGACCAAAGCUACUGGGGCUACCAGCGAGCUUGACGUGGUGACCGUUGCUCUCUCUAACGAAGAGUCCUGUUAUCGAUUACAAAAUGUUCCCGUGACACCUUCGGAGCUCAUAUACUGUCCCGUUGUUGCCACCACAGAGGUGAUGGCUCAGACGCCGCUAUACGAUAGCAAAGUGCGCCCAGGCGCCGAGCGCAAUGAUGCCACUCCUGCGCCCCGCAGUUCAUCUCCUAGACUGAGGCUAUUGCCCGAAUCACGACCAGAACAGGGUCAAGACCACAAGAGCUGCUCGCCCAGAGACACUGAGCUAUACCUCUUGGAGGCUGAAUUUGGAUCGCUACCCGCAGCUCGAAUAUCUCCUCCGUUUCAUAAGGACAGCGACGCAGACACAGAAGGCUCUGGUAGUGAAGAUGACCUUGACGUUCAAGAAUGCAUUCAUGUCGAGGAGUAUUGUCCUUCGCUGCCAGAUUCCCCGGGACAUCAUUCUGAUUCUGAAGACGAUUCCGAAGAACUGCAUUGUCGUAAGCGUCGUAGGGUAACCCGAUCCCAGCAACUAUCGACAAGACGUACUGCGCAGUUACCCAAAGGGCGCCGAGUAUCAGUACGCGGCAGUGAGAGUCCAGCACUAUCACAAACAAGUUCGGUCCCCUCCGACGCUGGCACUUUUGCUCGAUUUGAGGAAUGGCCUCUUAGUAAUGUUUUUUUGAAGCGUAUUACCGAAGGAGACAUGACGACGUUUCAACUGCAAUUUGAUUGGACUCCUGACCCAAGUCAGCCGCAUGAUGACAGGUCCAUAUCGCGUUCUAAGGAGGGCAGAGGUCCCCAUAAGGGUUCGCUUUCGGGGACAAGAUCAUCCGGUGGGAAAUGGACACUAGAAGAAGAGAACAAGGUACGCACGAUGAGGCAAGGUGGCUGUUCUUGGGCCGAGAUCCGGCGCGCCCUUCCACAUCGUUCCCAGGGCACGAUCUAG